AUGGUGACUUUAAGCAACCUGACAUCUCCAUUUCCAACCUUCUACCUCAUUGGCAUCCCAGGACUUGAAGGAUCCUAUGUCUGGAUCUCCAUCCCUUUCUGUUGUCUCUAUGCUAUUGGUCUUUCAGGAAACAGCAUGAUCCUGUUUGUCAUUUUCACAGAGCAGAGCCUGCAUGAGCCCAUGUAUUAUUUCCUUUCUAUGCUAUCAGCUACCGAUUUAGGCUUGAUUGUUUCCACAAUGUCAACAACACUGAUUGUUCUUUGGUUUGACUUGAGAGAAAUCAGCUUAGAUGGCUGCAUUGUCCAAAUGUUCUUCCUGCAUGGGUUCACAGUUAUAGAAACUGGUGUCUUGGUGGCCAUGGCUUUUGAUCGCUUUGUGGCUAUCUGUGACCCUCUGAGAUACAACACCAUCCUCACCAAUGCCAAGAUCCUUCAGAUUGGUCUGGUAAUAUUCAUGCGCAUGAUAGUAUUGUUGUUGCCCACACUUUGGCUGCUAAAACGCUUGUCAUUUUGUAAAAUGAAUGUGCUCUCCCAUUCCUACUGUUACCACCCUGAUGUGCUCAAAUUGGCAUGUUCAAAUACCAAACCCAAUAGCUUCUGGGGCUUAACUGGACUUAUCUUGACUACAGGGAUAGAUAUACCAUGUAUCAUCAUCUCCUACAUCCUGAUCAUCCGUUCUGUCCUUAGUAUUGCAUCAUCCACAGAGCAGUACAAGGCUUUCAGCACAUGUGUAUCCCAUAUUGGAGCUGUUGCCAUCUUUUAUAUCCCUCUGAUUUCUCUGUCUCUGGUGCACCGCUUUGGCCAGUCAUCUCCUAAGAUUGUAUUAACAAUGAUGGCCAAUAUCUACUUAAUCCUUCCACCUGUGCUCAACCCUGUUAUCUAUAGUCUGAAAACUGCACAGCUUCGAGAGAAUAUGAAUAGGGUAAAUAGCAUGGAGAGCAUAUAG
Messenger RNA from Gracilinanus agilis (Agile Gracile Mouse Opossum), 945 nucleotides. RefSeq names its product olfactory receptor 51F1-like. The transcript has 2 exons. Bases 1 to 945 code for a protein of 314 amino acids. Gene Ontology annotation, molecular function: G protein-coupled receptor activity; olfactory receptor activity. Gene Ontology annotation, biological process: G protein-coupled receptor signaling pathway. Gene Ontology annotation, cellular component: membrane. The record is from RefSeq and is a predicted model, not a curated record. Lineage: Eukaryota; Metazoa; Chordata; Mammalia; Didelphimorphia; Didelphidae.